Pocillopora meandrina is the source of this 316-nucleotide messenger RNA. The record is from the annotation of a GenBank genome assembly. Lineage: Eukaryota; Metazoa; Cnidaria; Anthozoa; Scleractinia; Pocilloporidae.
AUGUGCCGUGACAAAUUCGUUUUUGGCUUGCACGAUGGCACAAUGAGAGCUGAGUUACUAAAAACGCAUUUAAAGUCGGACGGAAUGCCCAAGAACAUGCAAGAUGUCGUUGCCGACGCCAAGGCCCCUCGAGUCAGCCCAAAAAGCCAACAAACUCAUAACAGACGCCACAAAAGGAAUCGAGGAACAAGUUAAUUGGAUAAGCCACAAACAAAUGAAACUAAAGCGGGAGCCUGGAACCUGCUUUUGGUGUGGAGACCGACGCGGACCUCACCCCUGGAAAACAUGCCCUGCAAAUGGCAAAACCUGCACUAAG